UGAUUAAAUAUUCACGAGAAAGAUAGAAACAAAUGCACUGUCCUAGUAGGAAAUAGAGGCUGAAAACUAACAAAUACUACUACUAUAAACAACACCUCUCUCCCUUACCCUCUCUUCUGUGCCUUCUCAUAUCUCAACCUUAUUUUUCACUCUCUGUGGUCACCAAUGGAAAUUAAUACAACUACCACUGUACCUGCAGGGCCACUACUAACUGCUUCUACAAAGAACCAUACUUUCAUACACCAUUACCAUCACUUACAUUCAGAAAAUCAUAACCAUAGCCAUGUUGACCAUUUUCCUUUCAAAACCGUUGUCAUAAUCAUCACAGUGGUUACCUUAAUUAUGCUCCUAUUUACCAUUUUUUUGGUUGUAUGUUUGAUCCGUCGCCAAAAAUCUUCCAGCAAAAAUGGGAUUUGCAAAGAUGAAUGUGAGAGUAGAGUGCUUCAUGACACAAGCAGGAGGCACAUGGCUUCAACAAUCUUGUCCUUUGAUUCUAGCCCAGAUGUUAAAGGGGGGUGUCUUUAUGGGGGAAAUUUGAGCAGGACACCAACAACACCUAAAUUUAGAGGAGUGCAAGUUUUCACUUAUAGGGAGCUAGAAGUUGCUACAAAUGGAUUCAAUGAAGCAAAUGUGAUUAGUAAUGGAGGAGUUACUAAUGGUUUGAUGUAUAAGGGAGUCUUAAAUGAUGGAACUUUAGCAGCAAUUAAGUUGCUUCACAGUGAGGGUAAGCAAGGAGAGCGUGCCUUCAGAAUAGAGGUUGAUCUCCUAAGCCAAUUGCGUUCUCCAUAUUUGGUGGAAUUACUUGGCUAUUGUGCUGACCAACACCACAGGUUAUUGAUUUUUGAAUACAUGCCUAAUGGUACACUCCAACAUCACCUACAUUCCCCUAACAAUCAAACACAACCAUUGGAUUGGUGGGCCCGGAUGAGGAUAGCCCUUGAUUGUGCUAGGGCUUUGGAGUUCCUGCAUGAACAUGCUGUUUCACCCGUGAUCCACAGAGACUUCAAGACCUAUAAUGUUCUACUGGAUCAGAAUUUCCGUGCAAAGGUGUCAGAUUUUGGAUUGGCUAAGAUGGGAUCAGAGAAGAGAAAUGGCCAAGUUUCUACCCGUGUUCUUGGGACCACUGGAUAUUUGGCACCAGAGUACGCCUCCACGGGUAAGCUUACUACAAAGUCAGAUGUUUACAGCUACGGUGUAGUUCUUCUGGAAUUGCUAACAGGACGUGUACCAGUUGACAUUAAGCGGCCCACAGGAGAACAUGUCCUCGUGUCUUGGGCUCUUCCAAGGUUGACAAACAGAGAAAAAGUUGUGGAAAUGGUUGACCCAGUUCUACACGGACAGUACUCAAAGAAAGCUUUAGUUCAGGUAGCUGCCAUCGCAGCAAUGUGCAUACAGCCAGAAGCUGAUUACAGACCGCUCAUGACAGAUGUUGUACAAUCAUUGAUACCACUCGUUAGGACCCAUUCUCUUUCCAGUUCCCUAAGAUUUCAGAAACAAAUACCAAGUUAUUAGGUUUGCAUUAUCUUAGAAGUUCUGUUUGAGAAGAGCACAAGCAGCCAAGAAAAUUAAGAUAUGUUGUGAAAAAAUUGCAAUAUCAUACUUGAUGGAAAAUCCUCAAAUUGGCAACUUAGAUAAGCAGAAUUCCUUCACCUCUACUGAAGGAUGAAGAGAGGAGAAAAAAGAGCAAAACAGAGACAAUUCAAAUAAGCCUAAAAGGCCAAUAAGGACAGGAUCAUUUGCAUUGGUUAUAGACGCACUUUAUUCUAGAUGCUUUUUUAUUUUAUUUUUACCAGCGGAAAGACGGACACUUUUUCUAAUGUGUUUGGUUGUAUAUAUAUCUUACUAUUGUAUAAUGUGUUUAAACUACUUUGCUUCUUUCAAUUUUAUAAUAUCUAAACUUAUCCAAA
Trifolium pratense (red clover) is the source of this 1907-nucleotide messenger RNA. Its product is annotated as probable serine/threonine-protein kinase PBL7. Gene Ontology annotation, molecular function: protein kinase activity; ATP binding. Gene Ontology annotation, biological process: protein phosphorylation. The transcript is spliced from 6 exons. Bases 166 to 1512 code for a protein of 448 amino acids. The record is from RefSeq and is a predicted model, not a curated record. NCBI's taxonomy places the organism in Eukaryota, Viridiplantae, Streptophyta, Magnoliopsida, Fabales, Fabaceae.